This is a messenger RNA of Sinocyclocheilus anshuiensis, 2319 nucleotides long. RefSeq names its product long-chain-fatty-acid--CoA ligase ACSBG2-like. The transcript is spliced from 13 exons. Gene Ontology annotation, cellular component: membrane; endoplasmic reticulum. Gene Ontology annotation, molecular function: long-chain fatty acid-CoA ligase activity. The record is from RefSeq and is a predicted model, not a curated record. Lineage: Eukaryota; Metazoa; Chordata; Actinopteri; Cypriniformes; Cyprinidae. The coding region runs from base 55 to 2073 and encodes 672 amino acids.
UUAAAACUGAAGAAUAUCAUACUGUAGCACUCCAUAACUCCAAAAACCAACCAAAUGGGGAUUGCUCAUUCCGUCAUGAAGAAUAACAAAGGCGAUGAACCGGCAAUACCAUUGACGACUGGAGAUGUGCGUCUCGCUCAAGCCCAGGAGCUGUGGAGCACAGCCAGAGACAAGCCUGUCAAACUGAGGAUGGAGACAUCGGGACUGGGCUCAGAACCUCCAAUGACGAUCCAUCAGAUGUUCCUGGCUACAGUGCAGAAGUACGGAGACUAUCCUGCCCUCCGUGCGAAGAAAGAUGGAAUGUGGGUCUCUCUGUCCUAUAAGGAGUACUAUCAACAUGCAAGAGCGGCAGCCAAAAGCUUUCUGAAGCUUGGCCUGGAGCGAUUCCAUGGCGUUGGUAUUCUGGGCUUCAAUUCUCCUGAAUGGUUUAUAGCCGACGUUGGAUGUAUCCUAGCAGGGGGACUGGCCACUGGAAUCUACACCACUAACUCUCCAGAGGCCUGCCAGUAUGUUGCUCAUAACUGUGAAGCUAAUGUUCUAGUUGUGGAAAACAACAAACAACUGAUCAAAAUCCUCCAGGUCAGAGAUCAGCUGCCACAUUUGAAGGCUAUUGUUCAGUACAAGGGCGAACUGGAGCAGAAGUUACCAAACGUAUAUACGUGGGCUGAAUUCAUGAAGUUUGGAGCAAAUGUUCCUGAUUCUGAGCUGGAUGUGGUGAUAGACAGUCAAAAGGCCAACGAGUGCUGCACAUUAAUCUACACAUCAGGCACCACAGGGAAUCCCAAAGGGGUCAUGCUCAGCCAUGAUAAUAUCACUUGGACAGCCAGCGCAACAGGUCGCAUGAUCAAUCUGAAGAUGGCUGAGGAAGAACUCGUGAGCUACUUGCCCUUGAGUCACGUGGCAGCCCAGGUCCAAGACAUGUGGAUCUGCAUGAGGUUUGCCGGGAUAACCAAUUUUGCCGAGCCGGAUGCCCUGAAGGGCUCCCUGGCCAACACUCUGAGAGAGGUGCGUCCCACGAGCUUCUUGGGAGUUCCUCGAGUGUGGGAAAAAAUGCAGGAAGCAAUGAAAGCCAUUGGUGCAAAGUCGUCUGUCACAAAAAAGAAGAUUGCAGACUGGGCCAAGGGGAUCGGACUUCAAGCUAGCUAUAAUGCCAUGAAUGGUGAUUCCUCAGUGCCGUGGGGCUUCACGCUGGCGAAUGCCCUGGUUUUCAAGAACGUAAGAAAAGCUCUGGGUCUUGACCGCUGUAGGACUUGUUUUACAGGUGCAGCUCCAAUCACCAAAGACACACUGGAGUACUUCAUGAGCCUUUACAUCCCCCUCUUUGAGGUGUACGGCAUGAGCGAGAGCACUGGACCUCACUCCAUCUCCUGGGCUGAGGGUUAUCGCAUUAUGAGUUGUGGUAAGGUGUUGACUGGCUGCAAAACUAAGUUAGACAAGCCAGAUACUGAUGGGACCGGUGAGAUAUGUUUCUGGGGGAGGCAUGUGUUUAUGGGAUACCUGAACAUGCCAGAAAAGACUGAGGAGGCACUGGAUACAGAUGGGUGGCUUCACUCAGGAGACCUGGGCAAACAUGACGAAGAUGACUUCCUGUUCAUCACUGGCAGAAUAAAAGAAUUAAUCAUUACUGCUGGUGGAGAAAAUGUACCACCCGUCCCUAUUGAGGAUGCCCUAAAAGAGGAGGUGUCAAUCAUCAGCAAUGUCAUGCUGGUUGGAGACAAAAAGAAGUUUCUGUCUAUGCUACUCACACUCAAGUGUAACGUUGAUGACAAUGGAGACCCCACAGAUGAACUGACCCCAUUAGCGGUGGAGUAUUGUCGGCAGCACGGUGUAAUUGCCAGCAAAGUUUCUGAGAUCGUUAACAAAAAAGAACCAGCCAUUUACAAAACCAUCCAGGAGGGCAUAGACCGUGUAAAUGCCAAAGCCACAUCCAAUGCCCAGAGAGUCCAGAAGUGGACCAUCGUUCAACGAGACUUCUCCAUAUCUGGCGGAGAACUUGGUCCAACCAUGAAGCUCAAAAGACCCGUCGUCAGUAAAAUGUAUGAAGAAUAUAUAAACAAAUUUUAUGGUGAAUAACAGAAGAACUCAAAUGAAACUGUGGGAAUUAAAUGGCUGACUACACUGGGAUCAUAGUCUUUUGCCUUUGACCAGUAAUCUGUAUUUUGCUCACUCCAGGGCUUCCAAUGGACCUCACUAUUAUAACACAAGUCAAACUUUAGAUCUUUUUAUACCAAUAGAUUUAUUACCUUCGGUCAAACUUUAUAUUAAGUGGCCUUAACUACUGUGUUUACUUACAUCAAAAAAUAAGUACGAUGUACAUAU